Molecule: messenger RNA, 2453 nt
Organism: Vidua macroura (Pin-tailed whydah)
Lineage: Eukaryota; Metazoa; Chordata; Aves; Passeriformes; Viduidae
Gene: CLASRP
Product: CLK4 associating serine/arginine rich protein
Source: RefSeq, a predicted model, not a curated record
UUUGGAGGCCGAUAUUCCCAGUUUGAGCCCCGUGUCCCAGUUGGAGGCCGACAUUCCCAGUUCUCGGGCUGACAUUCCCAGUUUGGGGGCCGACAUUCCCAGUUUGGAGGCUGACAUUCCCAGUUCUCGGGCUGACAUUCCCAGUUUGGAGGCCGACAUUCCCAGUUCUCGGGCUGACAUUCCCAGUUUGGAGGCCGACAUUCCCAGUUUUCGGGCCGACAUUCCCAGUUUGGAGGCCGAUAUUCCCAGUCUGAGCCCCGUGUCCCAGUUUGGAGGCCGACAUUCCCAGUUCUCGGCUGACAUUCCCAGUUUGGAGGCCGAUAUUCCCAGUUUUCCGGGCCGACAUUCCCAGUUUUCGGGCCGACAUUCCCAGUUUGGAGGCCGAUAUUCCCAGUCUGAGCCCCGUGUCCCACCCUUCCCGUGUCCUCUCUUUUCCCGGGAAUCCUCCCCCCAUUCCCCCUUCCCCUCCCCCCGUGCCUCAUUCCGGGGUUUUCCCGAUUUUCCCCGUUUUUCCCAGAAAAAGGACCCGGCGCAGUUCCUGCAGGUGCACGGCCGGGCCUGCAAGGUGCACCUGGACUCCGCCGUGGCCCUGGCAGCCGAGAGCCCCGUCAACAUGAUGCCCUGGCAGGGGGACACCAACAACAUGAUCGACAGGUUCGACGUCCGCGCUCACCUGGAUUUCAUCCCCAUGUACACCCCGGCCCUGCUCAGCCCCACCUCACCGGAACAGGAGUCAGACGAGCGCAAAUGCAACUAUGAGCGGUACCGGGGCCUGGUGCAGAACGACUUCGCUGGCAUCUCGGAGGAGCAGUGCCUGUACCAGAUCUACAUCGACGAGCUCUACGGGGGCCUCCAGAAACCCAACGAGGAUGAGAAGAAAAAGCUGGCGGAGAAAAAGGCUUCCAUAGGCUACACCUACGAGGACAGCACGGUGGAGGAGCUGGAGAGCUCCCUGGAGAAGCGAGCGGGGGACGAGGAGGACUCCGAGGAAGAUUCCAACACGGACGAGGACGAAGUGAUCCCGGACAUCGACGUGGAGGUGGACGUGGACGAGCUGAACCAGGAGCGUGCCGACCUGAACAAGCAGGCCACCACCUACGGCAUGGCCGAGGGGGAUUUCGUCAGGAUGCUGAGGAAGGACAAGGAAGAGGCCGAAGCCAUCAAAAAUGCCAAGGCCCUGGAGGAGGAGAAGGCCAUGUACUCGGCGCCGCGCUCCCGCCGGCAGCGCCGGGAAUUCCGGGAGAAGCGGCUGAAAGGCCGGAAAAUCAGCCCCCCCAGCUACGCCCGCCGCGACAGCCCCACCUACGACCCCUACAAACGCUCCCCCUCGGAAUCCAGCUCGGAGUCGCGCUCCCGCUCGCGGACGCCGUCGCUGGGCCACGAGGAGAAGAUCACCUUCAUCACCAGCUUCGGCGGCAGCGACGAGGAGCCGCCGGGCGGGCCCGGCCUUCCCGGCGCCGCCUCCGCCUCGGGCUCGGGCCGGAGCCGCCGCGGCUCCCGGGAGCGGCAGCGCCCGGCGGCGCCCGGGGCCUCGGCGCCGGCUCACGGAGCCUCGGCCCGGCGCCGCUCUUCCUCCUCCUCCUCCUCGUCCUCGUCGUCGCGCUCCUCCUCCUCCUCCUCGUGCAGCUCGGGCUCCCGCGGCUCCCGCCGGCCUUCCGCCGCUCCCGGGGCCUUUUCCGGGGCCGCCGCCGCUGCUCCCCGCAGCCGCUCCCGGAGCCGCAGCCGCUCCGGAGCCGCUCCCGGAGCCGCUCCCCGCGCUACUCCCGGGGGGGAUCCCGGGGCGGAUCCCGGGACAGCCGGCGCCGCUCCCCGCUCCCCGGAACGCGGCCACCGCCACCGCCGCCGCUCCAGGAGCCGCUCCCGGCGCUCGGCGCGCUCCUGGCGCCGCUGGAGCAGCCAGAGCCGGAGCAGCCCGCAGCGACUCCCGGAGCCCUCCCGCUCCCGCUCCCGCUCCCGGUCCCGCUCCCGGUCCCAAACCCCGCCCGCAGCCCGGGACAAGGCCCCGCCCCGCCCCCGGCCCUCGCCCGCCGUCGGAGAGAAGCUGAAAAAGGCCGACGCUGCGGCUGGUAAAGAUUCCGGAGCUGCCAAACCCAAACUGACCCCGCAGGAGAAGCUCCGGCUCAGGAUGCAGAAGGCGCUGAACAGGCAGUUCAAGGCCGACAAGAAGGCGGCGCAGGAGAAGAUGCUGCAGCAGGAGCAUGAGAGACAGGAGCGCGAGGACGAGCUGCGCGCCAUGGCCCGCAAGAUCCGCAUGAAGGAGCGGGAGCGGCGGGAGAAGGAGCGGGAGGAGUGGGAGCGCCAGUACAGCCGCCAGAGCCGCAGCCCCUCCCCGCGCCACGGUCGGGAGUACAGCUCCUCACGCAGGCGUUCCCGGUCCCACUCGCGGAGCCCCCACUACCCGGCACUGACGGGCGGGGCCCCCCAAUAAAUCCAUGGAAAAAUCCCAACCCCCA